AUGGAUGAACAAGGUUGUCCCCGAUGUAAAACAACCAAAUACAGAAAUCCAUCUUUGAAGUUGAUGGUAAAUAUUUGCGGACACUCGCUAUGUGAGACUUGUGUAGAAUCUCUGUUUGUCAAAGGAUCUGGUGCAUGCCCUGAGUGUGAAACUCCCUUAAGAAGAUCAAACUUUAAGCUUCAGAUUUUUGAAGAUCCUUCUGUCGAAAAGGAAAUUGAUAUUCGGAAAAAAGUCUUGAGAGAUUUCAAUAAAAAGCAAGAUGAUUUUCCGAGCCUUAAAGAGUACAAUGAUUACCUUGAAAUGAUUGAAACUAUCGUAUUCAACCUGUGUAAUAACAUUGAUGUUGAUAACACAAAGAGGAUGAUUGAACAGUACAAGAAAGAGAAUAAAGAACAAAUCAGAAAGAACUUAUCGAAAGUGAGCAAAGAUGAGGAAUACCUGGAGCUGUUGAUUGAGCAAGAACAGUAUGAGUCCUUUAUGAGAAAGAAGAUCAUCACAGAGGAUGAAAAACGAGAAAGAGCAGCUAAGAGAAAGCACAAGCAAGCGUUGAUUGAUGACUUGAUGUUCUCAGACAAGUCGGCCAAUGAAAUCCUCAACUCCCACAAGGAGGCAGUUCAGCAGGAGCAGGAGGAACUCCAGGCUAAAGCUGCAGCCACUGCAUUCUCUACAGGAAUCAGGAUCGGUCACCAUAAUGAGAUAGUUCCUCUGGUGAAACAGGACUUUGGCCAGUUAUACACCUAUCGUCCAUUGGUCAUGGAGUGGUGUGGCCCCGAACCACCCUCCAUGGAUGAUAUUUAUGCUGAAGGAUAUCUUAAGAACGUCAGAACAGCAUCUGAUUCCGAACGUGCAGGCGGGUUCAGGGAGUCGAUUGCCUGCCACAGGGCCCUGCAGGAUGCCUACUGUGGCCUGUACAGUUUUCCCCAACAUUUCAGCAUCCCCGGCCAAGCAGAUGGCCCUGACGCCCUCCUGUUCACAUUCUCCCAUGAUUACUUCGUGAUAUUAAAUAUGUUUGUUGAUAAUUUGCUACAUGGCCUUUUCGUGUUUAUUGUUGAUCGUUUACAGUGUAUUAUUGUGGGUUUGUGCGAUUCUUGA
Messenger RNA from Candidula unifasciata, 1092 nucleotides. Lineage: Eukaryota; Metazoa; Mollusca; Gastropoda; Stylommatophora; Geomitridae. The record is from the annotation of a GenBank genome assembly.